GCCUUGAUCAUCAAGCUAGAUCGCAUGACACCGCAAUUUGGAUUGCCAGUAUUUAAUCAUAAACUGGGGAAUGGCUACUCAGUGAUAUAUUACGGUUAACAGCGCAAAAUCUUCAGGAGCGUACGACCCGCUUUAACAUGAUAAGCGGUCAAUUACCUACGCCAAGCUACUCCAAGCUUUGUGCGAAACAGUAAACAGCUUCCGGAACGCCCGAACAAGAGCGAGGCACAACAUAUAUUUAAUUGUACAUAUACCUCUUACUUUUUGAACUGUUCAAUAAGAGAUGGGGUUAUCAGUUCGCACUUCGUACUCGAGUUAAAUACCCGCUAUAAAAAUGCGCGUUUUCGAUGCGUUAACCGUCGUUUCGACAUGGCAAUUGGCCCUAGGUUCCUAUAUCUCUCCGCGAGCCGAAAAUUCUUGGUCUGAGGCAUCGUCAAAGGCCAAAGACUUCGUGUCAAAGUUGACACUGACUGAAAAGAUUGGUAUUGUGUCUGGAGGAUACGUCAGCCCGGCACCGGCUUGUGUAGGAUCCAUAGGUCCUAUCUCGCGUCUUGACUUUCUUGGCCUCUGUUUCUCAGAUGGACCCACUGGCUACGCACGCUCUGAGGGCGUUAGUGUAUUCCCAUCCGGUAUAACCAUUGCUGCGACAUGGGAUCGUGAUCUUUCAUAUCGGCGAGCAGUAGCGCUGGGAGAGGAAUUCCGAGCCAAGGGCGCUCAUGUUUUCUUAGGGCCGUCCACGGGAGCGAUGGGCCGUCACGCCCGUGGUGGACGAAACUGGGAAGGUUUCGGUCCAGAUCCUUACCUUGCAGGCGUGUUCACGAAUACCUCUGUUAUCGGCAUCCAAUCUACCGGCGUUCAGGCAUGCUCUAAGCACCUGGUCGGCAAUGAGCAAGAAACUCAACGGACUUCAACAACCGAUGAUAACGGCACAGUCACGGAUGCGAUCUCAGCGAAUAUCGACGACCGAACUCUCCAUGAACUUUACCUGUGGCCAUUCGCAAAUGCGGUCAAAGCAGGCACAUCUUCAGUCAUGUGUUCUUACAAUCGUCUCAAUGGGAACUAUACGUGCGCGAACUCGGACUUGCUUACCACCUUUCUCAAAGAUGAAUUGGCAUUCCCUGGUUAUGUUACUUCUGAUUGGUAUGCCACCCACGGGACUGACAACUUUGCCAAUGCUGGUCUUGACAUGGAGCAGCCCGGAAAUGUCAGUGCUCUGGCCGGCUCUGCGUAUUUCGGCGAUUUGCUUCUCGAGUCGAUUCAUAACAGCACUGUAACAGAGGAUCGUCUGGAUGAGAUGGCUAAAAGGGUGAUGACACCGUACUUCCGUCUUGGCCAGGAUCAGAACUUCCCAACAAUUGACCCGUCUAAUGGCGCUGUAUUUUUGACGUAUCAAUAUGGCCACGUCUCCCCGCUAUUUGCCUAUUACCCGGUAGUCGAUGCUCGGGAUGUGCGAGGGGACCAUGCUAGUCUUAUUCGCAAAAUCGCCGCGGCAGGGACUGUGCUUUUGAAGAAUGUCAACAAUACGCUGCCUCUCAAGACUGCAUCAAAUGUUGGGGUUUUCGGAAAUGGCGCUGGUUACCCUGUUGACGGCUCGGCUUUCCUCGACUAUGGUGAUGAACCAGAAGGCUCCGAGUACGGCACAUUUGACAUUGGUGGAGGAUCCGGUACGGUACGGCAUAUGAACCUUGUCACGCCUCUGGAAGCUGUGCAAAGCUAUGUCAGAUCUCUCGGUGGUCGCACACAGGUCAUCCUGAAUAAUGAUAUACUGGCGGAAGGACUCUUCAAGACUAUUUAUCCUGUUCCCGAAACAUGUCUCGUCUUCCUCAAGGCAUUCGCCACUGAAGGGACAGACAGAGCUUCUAUCGAUCUGUCGUGGAACUCCACGGCUGUAGUGGAGAAGACGGCUGCCAUAUGUCCAAAUACGGUAGUAAUCAUACAUGGACCUGGUGUGGUUACGAUGCCCUGGGCUGAUAACGAGAACGUCACGGCCAUCCUAUCUGCUCACUACCCCGGAGAGGAGACUGGAAAUUCUCUCGUGGAUGUUCUCUGGGGAGCUACCGAGCCCUCCGGAAGGCUUCCAUACACUAUCCCAAGAAACAUUUCAGAUUAUGGACCAGACAUCGUAGAGUCCCCAGCGACUGAUGGUACAUGGCAAGCUGAUUUUGACGAGGGUCAGCUGAUCGACUAUCGUCAUUUUGAUGCCGACAACGUCGAGCCGCAUUUCGAAUUUGGCUUUGGACUCUCAUACUCCUCGUUUGAGAUGGGUGAUGGACUCACAGUUGACGUGACUAAUAAUCUAUCUGCACUUGCAGACGAGUCAAUUGGAACCGAGCCUGGUGGCCUCAUCGAUUUGUGGACUCAUGUAGCCCAAGCUUCUGUCGAUGUCACCAACACCGGCAGCAAUACGGCGUCCACAGUCCCGCAACUGUACAUUUCCUUUCCCCAGGACACCACACCAGAAGGUACACCCGUCAAGGUUCUCAGGGGCUUUAGUAAAGUUUCCUUGGACGCUGGAGAGACUACUACUAUACAGUUCGAGCUGACUAGAAGGGAGCUGAGUUUCUGGGAUUCUGACACAAAGCAGUGGGUCAUACCUCAAGGAGACUUCACCUUCUCUGCGGGUUUUAGUUCGAGGGACAUUAAAAGUAUGGUACAAACGGCGGUAUUGGCCUAGUUACCACUACACCGUAUGUUUUUCCAGAGUCACAUAGCCUAUAGUUCUCGAACCAUCGUAUGCUUAGUCUGGAUGGCUCUGUAUUAAUAACAGUUUGUAUAUUGAGAAGGGGCCAAGGGAGUCAUCGGUGAAUCGGCUUUUUCACUACCUUCUGUAGCCAUGUUUGGGUCCCUGUCAGCCCCGUUCUAACAGAGCAGCGUAGGCGCUAUGUUGAGGAUAUCGUUAGAGGGUGAAUCUGGCUUAAGAUCGGAUGAAAGGCACUGUCGUAACAGGACACUGGGCACUAUAUAGGCGUUGGUUGUAUUAAUAGGGAGAGAACUCCCCCGGAAGAGGAGAGGGACAGACUUCAGUCUCGCAACCAACAUCUGCUGUAG
Molecule: messenger RNA, 3048 nt
Organism: Truncatella angustata
Lineage: Eukaryota; Fungi; Ascomycota; Sordariomycetes; Amphisphaeriales; Sporocadaceae
Product: glycoside hydrolase superfamily
Exons: 3
Coding region: 335-2674 (779 amino acids)
Biological process (GO): glucan catabolic process
Molecular function (GO): beta-glucosidase activity
Source: RefSeq, a predicted model, not a curated record